Molecule: messenger RNA, 5031 nt
Organism: Suhomyces tanzawaensis NRRL Y-17324
Lineage: Eukaryota; Fungi; Ascomycota; Pichiomycetes; Serinales; Debaryomycetaceae
Gene: SRB8
Product: Srb8p
Exons: 3
Coding region: 1-5031 (1676 amino acids)
Biological process (GO): regulation of transcription by RNA polymerase II
Cellular component (GO): mediator complex
Molecular function (GO): transcription coregulator activity
Source: RefSeq, a predicted model, not a curated record
AUGUCGAAAUCUCGGAACAGAAACAGCUUGCUAUCGUCUCACAACCGCUCGUCAUACACCAACUCCGCCAAAGAUGAACUAAUGGCAAUGAAAUAUGUGAUGAACAAGCCCGAUCUACCAUUGUAUCCAUUGAACGACGCCGAUUCGGCGAUAGAAUCGCAUUCCAAAGAUUCCUCUGGCGUCGAACCGUCCGAUACCAACCACACCUACCCGGAUUACAAUCCCUGGAAGGACCACACCCAUUUACCAGAAGAUAAGAAGCAGCAAGAACUACAGAGGCUAAGCAAUCCUAACUUUCUCAACAAAGGAUACUUUGAAACUCCCAUCGUCUCCAACGAGUACUACUCGGCCCGUAACUUGAUUCAAGCCACGAUAUUCUCCUCCACAGAUAAUUGCAACAAUGUGUUGAAAGAGCUAUCUCAACACUUGACCAAUGGAUACAAAACAAGAAAUGAGGUUAUCAACAAGAUAAGAGCCAAUUCCAACAACUUCAAGAUACCCCCUAGAGUCACGUUAACGAUCACAAAAAAGGAAUCGUGGCUCAAGGACCUUGCCAACCCUAGCAUUCCCUUGCUGAAGAUUUCAGACAAGCUUCCACAUGGUAUAAGAAACAAGGUCUUGAUAGAAAGUGUUUGCAACAAGGGUGUACCAAUGACAAGAGCAAUUUGGUUCACCAAAUGUGUUCUUUACGGAGAAUUGAUUACCAUAAGGAAGAAGCAUCAGAUUCGAGGUUCCGGUGUCAGCACAGAGGACUUUGAAGCCCAUUGGUUGAAAGAAUGGACGCAACAAGUAUCGGACUACAUUUAUAAGUACUCAAAAGAAAUGGGUAAUAUAUCAUCUCAGGAGAAGAAAACAAGUUAUAUGAACAAGCUAAAUUAUUUACUUCAGUAUGUUCAAACUCUCUACGUGGAAUGUCUACUUGACAAGACCUUUUUUUUAUCCCUUAUUUUGAAAUUUCUCAAGGAAGGGCUCCCUUUGCAAUCUAAGCAUAUUAAUGAAUUGAUGAUCUACUCAAGAAACGAAGGAGAUGAAAGUGAAGAUGAUGAAAUUAAUGACUUAAUGUUGGAUGAGAAUCACAAAUGGAUAACAGAACUAGAUCUUAAUUACGGUCUUCGAUUGGUCUGCCUUACCAUGAUGAAAAUUUUUUGGAAUGACAUUCUCAAAUUCGAUUAUCUUUGCAAAGAAGUUAGUGAGCUACUUUUACUAAAUCACUAUUUCAUAAGCAAAAUUUCAUUCUUGAAUAAUAAAACUAAUUUUAGAAAUUUGUCUGAUGGCCUCAAUCAAAAACUUUUAGCCUUGAUAUCUGACCAUGUUACCUUUCUUUUUGAACUUAAUACGAACGUGUUCAUUCUCCCAAAUUUUUGGGUAUUAAUCAAUUCUACCUUAUACAAAAUUCUAAAAGAUGGAGAGAAAGGUCGUAGCAACCAAGAAAAUGAAGAAAUCCAGGGUCAGCUUGAAUUGAUAAAAUAUCGGAAUGAAAGUUUGGUUUUAAACAUGAGACAAAGCACCAGCUUGGCCAAUAGUAUGACUAAAUUAUCUUCGCUACCAGGUCAGCAAUCUAAUGCAGAAGUCGAAGAAUCGGAUCAUACAUUCAUUAACAGAUCUUCAAAUGAUAUCUUGAGGUUUAUACAACAAUUAGAUGGUUUGAAGUUGGGAGCUCUAGCAGAAAUUCUCAGGCCAGAAGGUACUUAUAGAACAGAAAGUAACGAGCUCAGCCAAUUAUCUGCAUCUCUCAAGAGCACUCUGCCUUCUUGGAGAAUCGGAUUGAGUAUUAUAAUUCAUUGGUCAGUUUCGUCUUACAGAUGCAUGCGAAAAUCCAGUGAAAACAUAUUAAUCAUAUGCAAUUUCUUGAAGAGGCAGGUGUUGCAAUCAUUUUCCAAAACUUCCAAAAGCUCUAUAAACCUUAAGAUAGAGUUUGAGAAUGAAAUUCUAGAAAUAAUUUAUUCUAUUGUGGAAUCUGAACCUUCGACUAUCAUAAAUUACAACCUAUACGUAUUAAUCAAUGAGUUAUACCAGCUCAAAAUUAUUACCAUUUCAUCAUACUUGAGAAAGCUUAUCGCUUCGGGUAUUUUCUAUUUAACCCCUGAGGAUGUGACCAGCGGUCAAAAUCAAUUGGCCCAGAUGCAUUUGAAUAUUUUACAGAAUCUUCCUGUCCUCAAUAAUCGUCAAUGCGAUAGUAUUUUGAAAAAAUGGAUUCCUAAUGGUUUCAACUUCAAAGAAAAGUUCGAAAUGGGAAAAAACGUACUUGAAAAGGAAAUCCUUGGUUUAGUGAGUUCCAAUACUAAAGAUUCCGAAAAUAUGGCCUCAUACAAGGUGAACAUAGAUUCUCCUGACUAUCCACUUCAUUAUAUCAAGGAUCUAAAUGUUGGAUUGAAAUUCUUGCUUGUAAAUUGGGUGACCAAUGAGCUUAAAUCAAACGUUACCAAGUCACCAAAAUUAGUUCACAUAACUCCAUUCACAAUUACUAGUCUUUACAAUUUUUACUCGUUGUGUGACAACUUAACUGUAUUUUUCAAAGUUCUUAUUAAGUUUAUUUUGAAGAAUGAUAGUGGAAUGAUAAUAUUCUACAUGGACUCCCUAUACUUGGUCGCUAGGUUAGUAUUAAGGCAUUUCAAGCUUAUAAAGUUCAUGGGAGGUACAGGAUCGACAGUGACAAAUGGAAGUGAAAGCUCGAGUGCAUAUGAGUUGUUCAAACUAAUUGUAUUGAAUUACAAGGAUCAGAGUACUAGGGAAUUCGAUUAUUUCAAAUUUGAGGGUAUUUGGAAUUUCAUCGACAAUGCCAUCGAAAAGAAACAAAUUGAACCAGAACUGGGUAAGCCUAAAAGACAAUUAGAUGGAGACAAUGAAACGGAUUCACCAUUAAAAAUCACCUCAGAUACAAAACAGGAUGGAAAAUCUUUUGAGUAUAGCUAUACCAAUUUCAAAGAGGAUUUGGAUAGGUUAACUACCGCUACUUCCAAUUAUUUAAGUGACCAAGAAGUUCUUGAUAUUCUCGAUACGUUGCACUUGGAAACUGAACUUGAUAAGCACCAUGAUUCUUUGGCCACAGAUGGAUUAACUUCACCCUCUAAUGACGAACACUUACAUGAAGCACAAUUGCUUAAUCGAGUGCUCGAUUACUACUUUAAACAUUUACCUGAACUAAGUGAAGAAAAUGAAAGCUUGAUAGUAAAGAUCAUGGCGAACAUCCAAAAUAAGCUUCGUUAUGAUGAGACUUUAUUUCGAACUUGUAUUCAAAACUUCAUUUCACUGUUGCUUUCCCUGGCUGAUAGUGAUCAUUUAAUUCUAUUUGUGAAAAAACUUUGUUUGUUUGAGCUCGUUAACAUUAAAGACAUUAUCAAUUUUUUUCAGGAUACAAAUGAAGAUACUGCAAAUGAUAAGAUAGCUGAAGAAAUAACAUACAAAUUGUUGCUUGAAGAAAAGAAUGAGGAUAUGCCUUGUUCGCAGCUCUUGCUAUUAAACCUUGUCAGGGACACAUUCAAGUUCAGAAAUACCAGCACUCAUACAUUCACAAUCUUGAAGGGACUUAGAGUGGGAGAUAGUAUCUUUUCAACAAUUUUAUUCGUGCUGUACAAGGAGCCUACUUUGAGUUUUUUGAACCAUUUGGCAGUCACCAACACCAAGCUAUUCUUGGAUGAACUUAUUUUGAAGAUACCAACCAAAGAUAGUAUUGAGUUACUAAACAUCCUACUCGGUUGGAAAGAAAGUCAGUAUGUUCAGACUUUAGGGGAUUUUUCAAAAGUCGUAUCCAGGAUUGAGGAGUUCAAUUUGCCUCUAGCUCAGGUGCUACUUAGAAGAAUCUGUUCCCAAGAACUUUUUGAGUUACCAAAGUCUGAAAUCCAGUUCAGGAUGAAAACUUUGGUUGAGUCGUUUGUUGGUAAUCUUCAUUUUGAUUUUACUAGUAGAAACUCCUACUUUGGGGAGCUCUUCAACUAUUUAAUCUGGGAUCACAAAGUCUGUGUGUUGAAUAUUCUUGAGGAUUUAGUCUUAUUGAAUACUAACUUUGUGACUGAGUCAAGUCCUAGAAUAAGUCUCCUAGUCAAAAGCUCAGGGGACGAGAUAAACUUACUUCCUGUACUAAAUGACUUUUUCAAAAAGUUUUCUACUUCGUCUACGAAUGUGGUUGGAUCGAGUGGUGGACUCUUUCAAAACUUGCAGAAUUUCCUAACUAAGCUAGUUGAAGUUACUCUUUCAAUUGGUUCUAAGGACAAUGAACAUGAAAAUAUCUCUAAUGCCGUUUCCAUCCUUUUGAGAAUACUAAUUAUUCACAAGGCUACAUUAACCAAAAAAAUCGUUAGUCAGGAUGGUGAACAUUUCUUAUUCAUCAAAAACUUGAUUAAACUCCUCAAAUCAACCUUUUUACAGCAUGGAAACGAGAAGCUUUGCAUAUUGUUGUACGAUUUGCUACUUUUAUUGAAAACAUCCUUGACGGAAGUUUUAACGUUGAAUCUGGAACUCGAUCUUUCUGAAGGUACGUCCCCAGGAUUCAAUAUGGGCUCGAUUGAGGAAACUCCUAAAGUGGAUACCAAUAAUGACCAAGAGUGGAAUGUAACUCCAACGGCACCCGCAACUACUCCGGGAGGAUUGCUGGCAACUCCUAAUGCCACAGCCACGCCUGGUGUAGUUGCAACACCGGUAAUCAAUUUGCAGGGCAACCCUAGUGCUCACUUAUCCAGUAUAUUCAAUCUUCCCGAACCUGUGCAGCAGAAUCCUUUCAAGGAAUAUCUCAAUAGCAAAAUUGAUAGUGUUCUCACGCUUGACGAGUUUGAACUCCAGCGCUCGGGAGAUAUACAUGUGGCCAACGAGUCUAAUUUGGCACUUGUGCCCACUAACCAGGACUCUUCUAGUUUGUCCAAUGCGUUGGGUAUUCUUUCGAAUUCAGUGAGGUCUUCCAACGUGAAAGUUCAAUCGUACUACCCUUACAAACUCAGAAGCUUUGAGAUCUUGGAAGAUUCCUCGCAAGGAUUGAAUGAUUCUUGUAUCAAUCUUCAGUUAUUUGAUGCAUAUACUACUAGGGAGAACCCACCAUAA